This is a messenger RNA of Suillus paluster, 1129 nucleotides long. RefSeq names its product sure-like protein. Gene Ontology annotation, molecular function: hydrolase activity. The record is from RefSeq and is a predicted model, not a curated record. Gene Ontology annotation, cellular component: P-body. The transcript has 8 exons. NCBI's taxonomy places the organism in Eukaryota, Fungi, Basidiomycota, Agaricomycetes, Boletales, Suillaceae. The coding region runs from base 72 to 1097 and encodes 341 amino acids.
GCUUGUCACCACCGCCGUCGUUGGCAACAACGACCAUUCGAUUAACACUCUGAUAGUCGUCUCCAUCCCCGAUGUCUUCUCCAUCACCCAGAGUCUUACUUGUCAAUGAUGACGGCCCUCCAGGUCCACAAUCUCCAUAUAUUUUCGGGCUUUAUCUUCAUCUCACCACAAACCUCGGGUGGGAUGUGAAGGUAGUCGUGCCAAGCUCCCAGAAAUCGUGGAUCGGGAAGGCGUUUCACAUUAGAGAAAUCACGAAAGGAAGAUAUUACUACCCGAAGGCUCCUGAUGGGGUGGGAGAGGUUUCAUCAUGUUCACGUCCUUUGAAGGAGGGCGAAGUCGCUGAAUGGGUACUGCUGGAUGGUACCCCUGCAACUUGCACUAACAUCGCGCUUCAUAACCUCUAUCCUGGAACAAUCGACCUUGUGAUCUCGGGACCAAACUAUGGCAGAAAUUCUUCUGCCGCUUUCGCCAUGUCGUCCGGAACCAUCGGUGCCGCAAUGUCGUCAGCGCUAUCUCAGAUCCGUUCUGUCGCAAUUUCGUACGGCGAUGUUCUCCAUCCCACCCCAAACAAACUUUUUGAACCCGCAUAUAUCCUAUCUGUACGGAUCAUCCAGUACCUAUGGAACAACUGGGGUAAAGACAUCGGUGGAAUGCGCAAUGGAGAAAUCGACAUGUAUAACGUGAACGUCCCCAUGAUAAUGGAACUUCUUAACCCAAAGGGCCUAGAUAUCCAUUGGACACACAUGUGGCGUAACUCAUACGGGCAGCUUUUCAAAGCGGUAUCAGUUCCUGACGCUGGGGGCAUGAAGAGAGAAAUCCCCUCCGAGGGCCCGGAUGUGGCAGGUCAGCAUCCUGCACAACAAAGUGGACCUGGAGGCGAUGUAUCAAAAGAGGAACCUGCGACGCUAGUAUUUAAAUUCUCCCCUGAUUUCCAACCUCUUAUUACCCCUUCGCUUGGUUCCCUCCCAAUUGGCUCGGAUGGUUGGGCCAUCGCUAAGGGCCACGCGAGCAUUACUCCCCUACGGGCAUGUUUUGCACAUGUAGAUCACGACCAUGCGGCCACAGGGACAGAAUCUCUGAGGAUCUUGAAACUUUAGAGUAUUCCAAUAUUUUGAUCUAUCACUAAUAU